Molecule: messenger RNA, 8889 nt
Organism: Panthera uncia (snow leopard)
Lineage: Eukaryota; Metazoa; Chordata; Mammalia; Carnivora; Felidae
Gene: LYN
Product: LYN proto-oncogene, Src family tyrosine kinase
Exons: 13
Coding region: 6062-7600 (512 amino acids)
Biological process (GO): cell differentiation; protein phosphorylation; cell surface receptor protein tyrosine kinase signaling pathway
Cellular component (GO): extrinsic component of cytoplasmic side of plasma membrane
Molecular function (GO): signaling receptor binding; non-membrane spanning protein tyrosine kinase activity; ATP binding
Source: RefSeq, a predicted model, not a curated record
CGGACAUGUGCACGCGCUCUGGGGAGCGGCUCAAACCCAGGGACCUUUCUCCGAGGCCUCGGUGGCCGGGAAAUUCGGUGGUCAUGCGGACAACAGGGUCACCGUGGCGGUCGUGUUCCCUGUACCUCCUUCCCACCUGCCUCGGUCUCCCCUUCCAGACACGAGGAUACACUGUUCCAGAACAAAAUCCAGGAGACUGACCUACUGGGUAAAGUAAGAAGGAGCCAGGAAGUUGCUAUUCUGUUCACUGCCCCCCCCACCCCCGCCCUUUUCAUCUUGUUGGUAACUGUGGAGCCCAGCUUCAGACAAACUCAGAAAAGGUGAACGAUGCUCAUGGAGUUGUUUCCAGGGGGAUCCAGGACCAGCUAAACUCGAAAUGGGCCCUUCGCCACCUGUGUGUGCGCCUGGGGUUUCACCUGCUUUGAAUCGGGAUGAUCUAAUAACGUCCGAUUGGACUGGGAGAGUACAAAUGGGUUUGUUAAUUGGAUGAAAACAUUACAUUUUAUGAGACUUCUGUGAACCACAGCUUGAUGACUGAGGCCGUCCUCUGGCUUAAAGCCUUAUCUGUGAUCUGUUCUUCUUUUUGAACAUGUGUCUCCGUUAAUUUCUAUCAGGGUGUGCGGGGCUGACUAGUCUCCGGCAUUCGAGAGCUGGGUGCUAUAACUCCUUGGUCUUCGCCCGACCUGUUGUGAACUUACGCCCUGUGACGCCAGAUAUCCUCUGCCUCCGAUAUCCAGGUUCCAUGAGAGGAACUAUAGUUCGUUUCACGAUAUUUUAGCACAUCCAAGUUCUUCGAAAAUCGAUACCACUGUGAACGGAGAACCAACCCCUGAAACGGUUGAGGUUCUAGACUAAGACCCUGAGGGCUGCGGUUCUGUUCGUUCGCUUUGCUGUGUCCAUGUGGCCGGACCGAGGGCAUCACAGUCCUUGUCAGAUAAGGACGUUGGACUGGUCAGGGCUGGUCAGUGGUUCCGGAACUUUAGCAGGCAUGAGAAUCUCCUGGAGGGUUUGCGCAAACCCGGGUUGUGCCUUCACCCCCCGAGGGCACAAAGUAUGAUUCUGAAGGUCUGGGCUGGGGCCUGAGCAUCUGCAUUUCUUAUCGAUCUCAGGAGAUGCUGAGCUUGCUGGUCUAGAUAACCUUUUAAGUCCUCUCCAGCUCAAACACUUUGAUUCUGUGCUCCUCUGUGAAGCAUCAAGAGGGGCCUUGUAACACUUCUCAAAGGGAUGUUUGAGACCGUUGCUGCGCGUUCACGUCACAGGCGUUUUGUGUCACCCUUCCCUUGUGCUUCUGCGGAAUUCCAGUCACCGCCCUGGGGUCCUGUUUCUCCAGCAGCUCACUCCGGCCACGGAAAAAGCUGUUAGCGGUCGGCCUACAGAGGCCACAUCACAUUCCCAGUCUGCAGCCAUCCCGGGCCGAGGGACGGUGCCCGGUGGUCCUCCCUUCCCUCUUUCAGCGUGUAAUCUGAAGUGUGGACUCUUGGGAGGUUUCUUGCAGUACGUCCUGGGGAGCAGAUGGUGCUUACCUACCAGCACGUAUCUCAGCUCUGACUCCAGCGCUUACUGCUUCUGGCACCUCGGAAAAGUCACGUUCCCUCUCUAAGCCUCAACUUUCUCGUCUGUUAAAUGGGGUUAAUAACAGCAUCUGAAGUCUUGUUCUAAGGACUGAAUGAAACAAUCCAUGUAGAGUGCUUGGCUCAGUACCAGGUACAUAGUAAGUGUUAGAGAGAUGACGGUUUUAUCAGAUAGCAUCAGGGCAGUGUUUCAUUUUUUUAAAAAAUAUUUUUAAAUUUAUUCUUGAGAAAGAGCGAGAGACAGAGCGUGAGCAGGUCAGGGGCAGAAACAGAGGGAGACACAGAAUCGGAAGCAGGCUCCAGGCUCCGAGCUGUCCGCGCAGAGCCCGACGCGGGGCUCGAACCCACAGACCGCGAGAUCGUGACCUGAGCUGAAGUCGGCCGCUUAACCGACUGAGCCACCCAGGAUCAGGGCAAUGGUUAGAUGGGAAAACAAGGUCAGCAGGGAUUAGAGAUGACAAUAAUACAACUACUCUGUAUAAACCGUGGGCCAGGCUUUUGAAAUACUACUCACUUUCACCAUUAAAUAGGGGGGAAAAAACAGACCUGCCAUUUAAGUCUAUUGAAAUUCACUUUAAUAACUAAAUUCUCUCUACCUAAAAGGAAUAGGAAGCAGCACUGUCAAACAAAAAAAGACAUUUAAGAAUAAAACAGAACCUAGAUGAUGACUUCUAAAACAAAUGGAUGUCCAAUAAGCAUGUAUUUACUGUAUUUCACAAGCUCUAAGGCAACCACAUUUUUACAUUUUAAUACCUCUGAAAUCACAGUUAAUGACAUCUCAAUAAUUUGCAGGGUAGCCAUUCUGUUUUUCUUUUUUAACAGCACGUAAAGUAAUGAUAUAAAAAUCGAUGGUAUUUUAGGUUCAUGAAACAAAACUUUCAGUAAAUUAAUUUGGUAAUUCCAUUUCUCGGUGAAUUAUUUCUGUGAUCGUCCCAUUUGUUACCUAGGUCUUGAGAGAAAAAAAUUUAUCAAGUUGAUCGUUGGCUAAAGGAAUCGUGGUUUUAAAGAAACACUUCUGGGCGUGCCUGGGUGACUCAGUUAAGUGUCCGACUUCGGCUCAGGUCAUGAUCUCACGGUUCGUGAGUUCGAGCCCCACGUCGGGCUCUGUGCUGGGAGCCUGGAGCCUGCUUCCGAUUCUGUGUCUCUCUCUCUGCCCCUCCCCUGCUUGCUCUCUGUGUCUCUCUCUCAAAACUAAACAUUAACAAAAAUUUUAAAAAUAAAUGCUUACCUUGUUUUUUGAGGGCAGAAAGGGAAAAUAUUGGAGAGAAAGAAAGGUUGGGUGUGUUAAACAUCACUGUGCUUUUAACAUCAGUAAACUAGAACCGAUGAGGUUGUGUUUCCCAUUGUACACUGUUAAAUGGUCCUAUUUCCUCAUUUAAAAAUAGUGCUUCUUGCGCUAGGCUUUCUACUUCUGGACGUUGUCAGGUGACGUCGGGUGCUUUCCAAACCUAAUUCCACUCUGGAAGGGUGUGGGCAUAAUGUAGAUCACAGAGCAGUGGAGACAUACAUUUAUAUCACGGGGCACUGGUGUGGAGUGUUACCCCGGACCAGUUGUUCUAGAUGGGUAUCCUGCCUUUGAUUCCUGGGCACCAGAUGUUAAGGAAGAUAUAAAUCCCUCAUCGUGUACUGAAUUUCACAAUGGUCCACCCCUGAGAGAAGAGUACGGACUGACCUCUGUCUGUCUCUAUCCUAGAAAUGUCGGAAUAGUGACACUGCUGUUGAGACUGUGCAGGAAAAUUAAAUGCUGCCUCAGGCAGUGUGUGUGUGUGUGUGUGUGUGUGUGUGUGUGUGUGUGUGUGUGAAAAAUUAUCAGAGAUAAAAGUUAAAAAUUUAAUUUGGGGUGAUGGUUGAGGUCAGGGAGAGUUACUGUUUUGAAAGUGCUCUUUAAAAGUGUAUGGGAUACCUGGGUGGCUCAGUCGGUUAAGCCAUAGACUUCGUCUCAGGUCAUGAUCUCACAGUUCGUGGGUUCGAGCCCUGCCUCGGGCUCUGUGCGGACAGCUCGGAGCCUGAAGCCUGCUUCGGAUUCUGUGUCUCCCUCCCUCUCUGCCCCUCCCCUGCUCACUUUCUGUCUCUCUUUCUCUCAAAAAUAAUAAACAUCAAAAAAAAUUUAAAAGUUUUGACCUGCUGGCAACACCAAUAAUAUUUUGUCAAACUUGUGAAGUUGAGGGAGUGAGAAAGGAGAAGCUGGUGCGAAUGAGCUGGUGACAUGAACUAAAGAAAGGAGGAAAGGAUAAGAGUUCUCGAAAUAUGCCCCCAGAGGGUAACCGUCCUCCGUUGACACAAAGGCAUCAUAUACUCAGGUCCUCGGAGAUGGCCGUGUCUUAGAAUAUUUACGCCUCCAGCGUCGCUCCUAUAAUGUGUCCACCAAAUGAAAAGGACCCUGGAUUCACGGGUGCCCAGAACUUGAGCUGCAGGAGAGGUUUGUCUUACAAGUGAGGAGAGGGUGUGGGGCCAGGGAACAUCAGGGAGUGUAUUUGGGAGUCUCGGUGGUAGAGACUGUCCCGGGUUCCCCCAACUGUCUUGCUUUGAAGUUCCCUAUUGGUCAAAAGACGAUUGCAUAAAUAAGACUGAGUUAGACUAAAGAGCUUGUUGCCUUCGUAGAAGUUGGUUGGGUUGCCAGGGAAGCCUCCUCCGGCUGGCUUCAGCAGAAAUGGGGAAUUAUUGGAGGGAGGCUGAAGCAUUGCCCAGAACUGGAGGAAGAGCUGAGCAAGCAAAGCCGUGGUGGGAAGGGACCUGGGUGGCCUCCGAUCUGCUGCUGUCGCCUCAGCCCUGUGUCCUCGCCACUCUGCCUCCGCGAGGCAGGCGUCCCCUAGAGCGGCGUCUGCCCGCACGGGCCUUGCUCACCAGUCGUCCCGUCCUGAGCUUCACAUUGACUUGUUGGCCUCUGGAGAUUUUUAAGAUGAUGCCCAAGGCCUAACCCCCGGAGAUUCUGACACAGCGGGUCGGGGGUAGAGCCCGGACACGUGCAUUAUUUUUAAAAGCCCCCACGUUGUCCCGAGGCAUAGACAAGGUUAAGGAUCGUGGUCUUACACGUUGAUAGAACAAAUACAGAGCGUACUGUUUGGAGCACGGCAGCUGAAAAUAUGUUUAAAAGAAUUAAGAAUGAGAAAUCGAGGGGCGCCUGGGUGGCUCAGCCGGUUAAGUGUCUGCUUCUUGAUCUGGGUCAGGUCGUGAUCUCCCGGUUCGUGAGUUCGAGCCCCAUGUCGGGCUCUGUGCUGACCGUCUGGAGCCUGCUUGGGAUUCGUUCUCUUCCCUCUCUUUCUGCCCCUCCCCUGUUCUCUCUCUCUCUCUCUCUUUCUCUCUCAAAAAUAUAUAAAUAAGCAUUAAAAAAAAAAAAAGGAGAGAUCUAGAAAGGAUACAUUAAGUAAUAGUAAGGCACUUGUAGGUAACCACAGGGAAGUAAAAUUACCAAGAGCCCUCCCAGACCGUGCUGGCUCAGCUCCCUUCUCUGGGUGUGUUACCUCCCUUCACCCUUAAAGCGGCCUCACCUCCAGAUAGGGGACAAUAGCCUCAUUUUCCCAACCAAUUGACUGAGACUGAGGGGUUAGAUACCCUCCCAAGGCCCAGUAGCUUGGGAUUCAAACUCAGCCCGCGCCCACAGUUCUUUGACAAACACAGCCAUCAGACCGAGAAGGCAAAGACUCUAAGUGGCCUCUCUGAGACCCGUGUUCCCGUGUGGGACACGCAGGGGCUGCGGGGAGGGGACCCCACCUGUCUGGAGGUUGGAGCAGCCAACAGUGACAUGCCUGACGGGAAGGCCGUUGAACGUUGGGAUCCGUUGCCAAGGGAGAACACGUUUUGUAGUAAAAAUGCUGGGCGAGAAAGAGGAUCUCAAUUAUUGCAAGAAAAGCAGAACUUGCUGGGCGUUCAAGGCUAAUUAACGGAAAUGUGAAGAAUGCAAGUGUGUGAGAGCCUGAACCUAAGAGUGGUUUUGUUCAAAGAGGAGAAAGAAAUGGUGGGGGUGGGGGUGGGGGGGAUGAAAUGUUGAAAUUUGUCUUUUUUAGGAAGUUGAGAUAUUGUGUAGUGUUUGGGGAGAAGAAUGGGAAGCCUAAAUCUGAAUGGUCUGUUGAUAUGGUACUUCUUCUAAAAAUAACCGAGUAGAAUAGGCUUCACCGAAGAGUCUAGAAAGCAUCCCCUCUGCCUGGGUGACUUGGAAACGGCCGUGCUUUUAACACAGAGGAUUGGACAACAGGCCUCCCAAGGGUUCUUGAAGAAAGAAUCUGUAAUCCUUUUGGGUUUAACCAUUAGGCAAAUUUAGUUUCCUGGUUUCAGAAAGAGAAAACACACCCACAGAAAGAAAAACCCAGGCCCGUGGGAACAAGUAACUUCCUCCUCCUGGGGGUGCUUGAAAACCCUAAUCUGUCUGCCAUGAGUCCCUCUCCUGCCCAGCAUGAGGCUGGCUGGGGAGGCAUCCAAGAGGCCAAGGGGUGGUGGAGACAGAGCGUGCCAGCUGGGAUAAGGAACUAAACACACUUCGGCUGAGAGGAAAUAUGGGAUGUAUAAAAUCAAAAAGGAAAGACAAUCUGAAUGGCGAUGGAGUAGAUUUGAAGCCUCAACCAGUACGUAAUACUGACCGAACUAUUUAUGUGAGAGAUCCAACGUCCAAUAAACAGCAAAGGCCAGUUCCAGAAUCUCAGCUUUUACCAGGACAGAGGUUUCAAACCAAAGAUCCAGAGGAGCAAGGAGACAUUGUGGUAGCCUUGUACCCCUACGAUGGCAUCCAUCCAGACGACCUGUCGUUCAAGAAAGGAGAGAAGAUGAAAGUCCUGGAGGAACAUGGAGAAUGGUGGAAAGCUAAAUCCCUUUCAACGAAGAGAGAAGGUUUCAUCCCCAGCAACUACGUAGCCAAAGUCAACACCUUGGAAACGGAAGAGUGGUUUUUCAAGGACAUAACCAGGAAAGACGCCGAAAGGCAGCUUCUUGCGCCCGGGAACAGUGCUGGGGCUUUUCUUAUCAGAGAAAGUGAAACGUUAAAAGGAAGCUUCUCUCUUUCUGUCAGAGAUUAUGACCCUGUGCAUGGUGAUGUUAUUAAGCACUACAAAAUUAGAAGUCUGGACAAUGGGGGUUAUUACAUCUCUCCACGAAUCACUUUCCCUUGUAUCAGUGACAUGAUUAAGCAUUACCAAAAGCAGUCAGAUGGCUUGUGCAGAAGGUUGGAGAAGGCGUGUAUUAGUCCCAAACCGCAAAAGCCAUGGGACAAAGACGCCUGGGAGAUCCCACGGGAGUCCAUCAAGUUGGUGAAAAGGCUCGGUGCUGGGCAGUUCGGAGAAGUCUGGAUGGGUUACUAUAACAACAGUACCAAAGUGGCUGUAAAAACCCUGAAACCAGGCACCAUGUCUGUGCAAGCAUUCCUGGAGGAGGCCAACCUCAUGAAGACCCUUCAGCAUGACAAGCUGGUGAGGCUGUAUGCCGUGGUCACCAGAGAGGAGCCUAUCUACAUCAUCACCGAAUACAUGGCCAAGGGCAGUCUGCUGGAUUUCCUGAAGAGUGACGAAGGGGGCAAAGUCCUGCUUCCAAAGCUCAUUGACUUCUCUGCUCAGAUUGCAGAGGGAAUGGCAUACAUCGAGAGGAAGAACUACAUUCACCGAGAUCUACGAGCAGCAAACGUUCUGGUCUCUGAGUCACUCAUGUGCAAAAUUGCGGAUUUUGGGCUCGCUCGCGUGAUCGAGGACAAUGAGUACACAGCAAGGGAAGGUGCCAAAUUCCCCAUUAAGUGGACGGCUCCAGAAGCGAUCAACUUUGGAUGUUUCACGAUUAAGUCUGAUGUGUGGUCCUUUGGAAUUCUCCUGUAUGAAAUCGUCACCUACGGGAAAAUUCCCUACCCAGGGCGAACUAAUGCCGACGUGAUGACCGCCCUGUCGCAGGGCUACCGGAUGCCCCGCAUGGAGAACUGCCCCGACGAGCUCUAUGACAUCAUGAAAAUGUGCUGGAAAGAAAAGGCAGAAGAGAGGCCGACGUUUGAUUACUUACAGAGUGUCCUGGAUGAUUUCUACACGGCCACGGAAGGGCAGUAUCAGCAGCAGCCUUGACGCCCGGGGAGGCUCGUGGCCAUCGGCUGGGACGGCUGCCUCAUUCGAGAGGAAAACGUGACCGUCGCUGGUUGUGCUAGUCUUUCAUAUGCUAGGAUCAUCUACCGGCCCUGCUUCCUGAAAGCGAGGCCGAGUUACUCAGGAAGAACACUCUCGACAUGGGCAAGUAUUCUCUUUCUCAUCGGCCGAUGCCCACCGGCAGCCGCGCGGACCGCACCCAGCCGGCAACCUUGCUUCGCUAGACCGACGUCUGCCUUCGGAGAAGAAGCCACCUGUUCUGUCCAACAGGCACCCACCUCGGCCUCUUGUUUACAACUCCAUGUGGGACUCAUGGGCGCAGAGGCCCUCGCAGUGAAUCUCAAACAGUAGCAGAGUGAAACUCAUUCCUAAAAAGCGAAGUAACCAGACGCAGAUCACGACCCUCGUUUGCAUUUUCUCUCUGCCUUGGCUUAUCUGUUAAAAAGAAAAAAAAGAAAAAAAAAAUUACUAAUCCGAUCUGUUACGUUUUGCAGCUGAAGUCAGAAGGUUAAAAUGGUCUCUCCCAGAUUGCAGUGAUUUCCCCUGCCCCUAAAGUCUGAGGCUGUUAAAGAUUUUCCUUCCACGGAGACGGCUGGGAACUCCCAGACACGAAGCGUGCUCUUCUGUUCUGUUUCCUAUAGGAGUGUGUGUGGUUUGUGAGUGUGCACAGAUGUCGUGUGUCACCACACAGACCCCACCGACAUCCAGGGCUGGCCCAGACCUCCCAGGAAAGAGAGAAGAACCAAAGGAACUGCUGUACCCUCAGAAGGAAUAUUUUUAACGGCCCAGCUUUUCAAUUCCCCAGUUUCCUAUCUGAGAGACUUUUUUGACCAUGUACUUUGGGUCAAACAAUAAGAUUCUAAUCUCUGCAGAGCCUUAUAAAAGGCCUUCUAAGACAUAAGAAUUCUCUUUAUUGCUUCCAAUGAUUUGAACGUUAUUUUAACGAUGAAAUGUUAAUUUUCGUUGUACUCGAGAAAGUAAAAACGCCAUAUUUGGGUCUAUUUUUGUGAUUCAGCCAUCUUUUCUAAAUUGUGUAAGGUGUGGGUGGGACUAUUUAUACGAGGAUACGAAAGGAACGGAAGUGACUGAAAGGCUCAAAUGAGCUCCUGCAGCAAGGGAGGCGAGAGGUCUUGUUUACUAAGUUGUUCUACUGUGAGCUUCGAAUAGAAAAUGCUACAUCACAUCGUGUUUCACUUAUGCUGUUGUGUAUAUACCUAAUAUUGCUGUUUUUUUGAUUUUAUUUGAAUACACCUGGCCCAGUAACAUCUCAA